Messenger RNA from Orycteropus afer afer, 1193 nucleotides. It is a transcript of the gene ADRA2A, whose product is annotated as adrenoceptor alpha 2A. Gene Ontology annotation, molecular function: alpha2-adrenergic receptor activity. Lineage: Eukaryota; Metazoa; Chordata; Mammalia; Tubulidentata; Orycteropodidae. The record is from RefSeq and is a predicted model, not a curated record. Gene Ontology annotation, biological process: adenylate cyclase-activating adrenergic receptor signaling pathway; regulation of smooth muscle contraction; regulation of vasoconstriction. Gene Ontology annotation, cellular component: membrane.
UGCUAGGCACCCCCUGCUCCGGCCAGGCCUCCCUGCAGCCCCCUCCCCAUGUGAGCGCGGCUGGGCGUGCGGGGCGCGGGAGGAAGAGGAGGACCUACGGGCGCCGGCCGGAAGGCAGCUGGCAGCAGGCCCAGGCGAGCGGCGCCGCGUUCAUGUUCCGCCAGGAGCAGCCACUGGCCGAGGGCAGCUUCGCGCCCAUGGGCUCCCUGCAGCCGGACGCGGGCAACGCCAGCUGGAACGGGACCGAGGCACCUGGGGGUGGCGCCUGGGCCACCCCUUACUCUCUGCAGGUGACGCUGACGCUGGUGUGCCUGGCGGGCCUGCUCAUGCUGCUCACCGUGUUUGGCAACGUGCUUGUCAUCAUCGCGGUGUUCACAAGCCGCGCGCUCAAGGCGCCCCAGAACCUCUUCCUGGUGUCGCUGGCCUCGGCCGACAUCCUGGUGGCCACGCUCGUCAUCCCCUUUUCGUUGGCUAACGAGGUCAUGGGCUACUGGUACUUCGGCAAGGCGUGGUGCGAGAUCUACCUGGCGCUCGACGUGCUGUUCUGCACGUCGUCCAUCGUGCACCUGUGCGCCAUCAGCCUGGACCGCUACUGGUCCAUCACGCAGGCCAUCGAGUACAACCUGAAGCGCACGCCACGCCGGAUCAAAGCUAUCAUCGUCACCGUGUGGGUCAUCUCGGCCGUCAUCUCCUUCCCGCCGCUCAUCUCCAUCGAGAAGAAGGGCGGCGGCGCCGGCCCGCAGCCCGCCGAGCCGCGCUGCGAGAUCAACGACCAGAAGUGGUACGUCAUCUCGUCCUGCAUCGGCUCCUUCUUCGCGCCCUGCCUCAUCAUGAUCCUGGUCUACGUGCGCAUCUAUCAGAUCGCCAAGCGCCGCACCCGCGUGCCGCCCAGCCGCCGGGGCCCGGACGCCGCCGCUGCGCCGCCGGGGACAGCGGAACACCGCGAGAAGCGCUUCACGUUCGUGCUGGCCGUGGUCAUCGGCGUGUUCGUGGUGUGCUGGUUCCCCUUCUUCUUCACCUACACGCUCACGGCCGUCGGCUGCUCUGUGCCUCGCACGCUCUUCAAGUUCUUCUUCUGGUUCGGGUACUGCAACAGCUCGCUAAACCCGGUCAUCUACACCAUCUUCAACCAUGACUUCCGCCGCGCCUUCAAGAAGAUUCUCUGCCGGGGGGACCGAAAGCGGAUCGUGUGA